Messenger RNA from Morus notabilis, 1020 nucleotides. Its product is annotated as glycine-rich protein 2. The transcript has a single exon. Bases 177 to 785 code for a protein of 202 amino acids. Lineage: Eukaryota; Viridiplantae; Streptophyta; Magnoliopsida; Rosales; Moraceae. The record is from RefSeq and is a predicted model, not a curated record. Gene Ontology annotation, molecular function: zinc ion binding; nucleic acid binding.
AGCAAGGAACGAAUAAUAAGCAUCAGAAAAAGCAAAGAGAAGUCCAGCCACGCCACCAUCGCCGAAGAACCUUCCUCCAAGCGAUGAAUUUCGUCACAUAAAAAGAAGAACAAGAAGAAGAAUUAGCUUCUAGAUCUUAGUUCUACGCUCUUUUCUUUUUAUCUCUUUUUCCAUUAAUGGCGGAGAGCAAGAGAUCCAUGGGGACGGUGAAGUGGUUCAGCGCUCAGAAAGGGUUCGGAUUCAUCGCCCCGUAUGACGGCGGUGAAGAUCUCUUCGUUCACCAGACAUCGAUCCGAUCCGACGGUUUUCGGACCCUCUCGGAGGGUCAAACUGUCGAGUUCGCGAUCGAUCACGGCGACGACGGUCGCACCAAGGCCGUCGAUGUAGCGAGCCUCGCCAGAUCUGGUCUGUCCGGGCCUGGCCGUGGCCGUGGCCGAGGCGGAGGAGCCGGGUCCGGUGGGAGGGGGAGAGGCGGCGGUGGCUACCGAAGCUAUGGCGGAGGGUUUGGUGGCUCUAGAGGAGGGAGGUCCGGCGGAGGCGGCGGCGGCGGCUACUAUGGAGGAGUAGAGUACUAUGGAGGAGUAGAGUGCUACAAUUGCGGCAGGACGGGUCAUUUGGCGAGGGAUUGUUAUCAGGGAGGCGGCGGCGGAGGUGUUUAUAGUGGUGGCGGUGGUGCGAAAUUUGGCGGCGGUGGUCGGGGAUAUGGCGGCGGAGGGAGUAGAGGAUGUUACAAUUGUGGAGAGGAAGGGCAUUUGGCUAGGGAUUGUCCGAACGAUCAGAACUGACGCGUCCUUGGUGAUCAUGCUUUUCUACCUCUCGCUUAUCUCUCUUUCAUUGACAGAUUAUCUGGAUUGCCGCGCUUUUUUCUUCCUUUUUUUUUUUGUUCAUUGAUUUUUCGUGCGUUUGAAAAAGGAAAUGGAUGUUAUUCUUCUGAUUUUCUCAUUGUUGGGGCUUUUUGGCUUUGGGUGAUUAUCUCUUUCGCAUGAUUUGGUAAAAUUUGGGCAACUUUUUUGCGUUUAA